UGGAUGCGAUCCAGAAGAAGAAGAAUCAGCUCUUUUUACUGUGUCACUUUUUCGUCAUGGCAGCUACCAGCUGGGAAGACUCCGUCAAAUGUCUGAAAGGUGUGAUUUUAGACAUGUGCGGCGUGUUAUAUGAUGCUGGAGAAGACGGCGGCACACCAAUUCCAGGCUCCGUAGAAGCGGUGAAAAGGCUAAAGGCCUCGGACCUGCAGGUGCGUUUCUGUACCAACGAGACCCAGGCCACACGGGAGGUGUUUGUAGCCAAGCUGCAGAGGAUGGGCUUUGAUAUCUGUGUGUCUGAGGUGUUCUCUCCAGCCCCGGCUGCCGUGGCUGUCCUGAAGGAGAGGGGGCUACGACCCCACCUGCUGGUCUAUGACGGUGUUGUCCCUGAGUUUGACAGUGUUGAAAAGGCCAACCCAAACUGUGUUGUCAUAGGAGACGCAGCAGAGAAGUUCUCCUACCAGAACCUCAACGAUGCCUUCAGAGUUCUCAUAGGGCUGGAGAAACCAGUACUGUUCUCUCUGGGCAGAGGGAAGUACUACAAAGAAGAUGAAGGCCUGAACCUGGAUGUUGGGGUUUACAUGAAGGCAUUGGAGUAUGCCUGUGAUGUAGAAGCUGAGGUCAUCGGGAAGCCAGACCCCAUGUUCUUUCAGAAAGUUCUAGAUGACAUGGGGGUUCAGUCACACCAGACUGUGAUGAUUGGUGACGAUCUGGUGAAUGAUGUGGGCGGGGCCCAACACUGUGGAAUGAAGGGUGUCCAAGUGAGGACAGGAAAAUACAGGCCCAGUGAUGAGAAGCACCCCACAGUAACAGCUGAUGGCUAUGUGGACAACCUUGCGGAGGCUGUGGAAACCAUCCUGAAGCUCCGGGGCCAGUGAGGAGAGGACCAGGAAGAACCACCUUCACCACCACAAUACACCACACACACACAGUGAUUACUCUAGUAUGAUCUGACAACAGGGAGUAACCCACUAACAUAGAGAGCCAUGGAGAGAUAGAGCCAAGAUGGAGGAGAUAGAAGAACACAGUCUUAGAGGAGAUAGAGCCAUGUUGGAGCCAAGAUGGAGGAACACAGUAUUGGAGGAGAUAGAGCCAUGUUGGAGCCAAGAUGGAGGAACACAGUCUUAGAGGAGAUAGAGCCAUCUUGGAGCCAAGACGGAGGAACACAGUAUUGGAGGAGAUAGAGCCAUCUUGGAGCCAAGAUGGAGGAGAUAUAACUUAAUAACCUCAUGGUCAGAGGGUAACUAGUUAGGUAAGUUAAUAACCUCAUGGUCAGAGGGCAGCUAGUUAGGUAAGUUAAUAACCUCAUGGUCAGAGGGCAGCUAGUUAGGUAAGUUAAUAACCUCAUGGUCAGAGGGCAGCUAGUUAGGUAAGUUAAUAACCUCAUGGUCAGAGGGCAACUAGUUAGGUAAGUUAAUAACCUCAUGGUCAGAGGGCAACUAGUUAGGUAAGUUAAUAACCUCAUGGUCAGAGGGCAGCUAGUUAGGUAAGUUAAUAACCUCAUGGUCAGAAGGCAGCUAGUUAGGUAAGUUAAUAACCUCAUGU
This is a messenger RNA of Oncorhynchus mykiss (rainbow trout), 1542 nucleotides long. NCBI's taxonomy places the organism in Eukaryota, Metazoa, Chordata, Actinopteri, Salmoniformes, Salmonidae. The record is from RefSeq and is a predicted model, not a curated record.